Chara braunii is the source of this 3648-nucleotide messenger RNA. The record is from the annotation of a GenBank genome assembly. NCBI's taxonomy places the organism in Eukaryota, Viridiplantae, Streptophyta, Charophyceae, Charales, Characeae.
CGACAAGAGAUUCAAGCAGAUCGGGGCUAGAUGUCGGAGGGAAUGAGGCUGAAGGGAUGGGCGUUAACCGCGAAAUCUCUGGGACGGAGCAGACUCCUUCGGAGCAGAAGAGCGAGCAACAGAGGAUGGUGCGAGAGGAGGUGGCGGAAGGAACCCUCCGCAUGAAGAGGAUGAGAGGAAAACCGGAGGCUGGAUGGGCGGGGAUGGAGGUGACGACGGAGAACGUGCCUCGGGAAAGAGGCCGACGAAGGAAGACGGUGGGACGACAUGUAAGAAAGCGAGGAGGCCCGGCGGUUUGACCAUCCACGAAGGACAAGCCGCGGGUGGAAGAGAUUCAGCUGAUCCAGGCGCUGCGGACGUGAGAGAACCUUCGGGGAAAUCGAAACGGAAAGUGGCAGCUGAAGAAGGCGAUGGCCAGAAGAAACCUCGAAGGCGGAAGACUGUUGAGGCGGCGAGCGGGGGCGAAUGGCCUGUCUGUGAGGAGUGCGACGAAGCGGCAGCGUUCUGGCUCGAAUACGAGCGGAACGAUGGCGGUGAGAUCGUGGAGAAGGAGUUCCCCGUCCAACUGAUCAUCGACCCCAGGAAGUCUCUCGCCGACAUGACCGAUGUCGAGAAACUGUCGAUCCUCGACGACAUUCUCGCACUAAGGGGAGUGUUCGUGCAAUCCGCGGGCAGCCAUCUGAAGCGUCAGCAUAAACCUGGAAUUAAAGAAAUGGUCGUGACGACGAAAGUGGACCGCGUGAUGCUCCGUAUGUUCCACUACAUCUUGUUCCUUGAAACGGAGGAGAACGAACAUGUUUGGCGCCACGGGAGCCCAUUUUUUCGGACGGAGGGGAAGCUUCUGGAGGAGUUCGGGCCACAGGGCCUCAUGAAACAGGGCGCGAUGGAGUACGUGAACACUUGCAAACGUACUCUUCCGCACGAGAAGGAGUCCAUCGACGACGCGAAGAGAUUGUACGAUGAUGACAGUUUCUUGAAAGGCAUGGCAAGGCUUAGCGUCCAUCACGUCAGGACAGGGAAGUGGGUACGUUAUGCACAAAAGAAGACCACUGUCCGGGAAGGCAAUAUGCUGGUUGAGGAGUGUGACCGCCUGUACGUGAUAUUUAAUGGCAAGAAGUUGGAAGACAACACAUACACAGUCUACCCGACCAGUAGCCCGACAAAGGCUUCCCGUUCCCAAGGUCCAAGUCCGGCCAAACACUCGGUGGCGGUCCGCUCGAAACCUGUGUGUUCGUCGGACCCAUCAGGACAGGCUGUGGCGUGUUUCGACAUGGCGGAAAAGGAAAGGUUCUCUCGUAGCAUGUGGGAGGACGGUGGCGUGACAAGUUCUCAAGGACCUGCUUACGGGGAGAUGGAGCGGAACCCGUCCCGUCUACUUGGUCUACUCGAAAACUUUUGCAAAGCUGGGCAAACUAUUUUUUUCUUUGGGAAGACGCAUGCGUCUGUCGUGUGGGGACUCCUCCGCACCGGUCGGAACGUCGUUGCGUUGGAGAAGGAGGCGAGGAUGAUCGACUACCUUCACGAGUUCGUGAAGACAUGUGUUGCAGACACUCGCAAUGCUUGCGAGUUUGUCCGCACCACCGGCAAACGAAACUGGGAUCCCAAACGUGACAUAUAUUGGAAAUUGUCGGGGAACAAAAGGACGGACGUUUGGGACUUCGUUUUCGGACCCGGACUGCGUGGUCCGACCGACCUCGAAUACAGUCGACGGAGGAACCUAGUGUUCGCUGUGCUGAAUGGGUACCACGGUGCACCCAGGGAGUCUGUCUCGCACUUCCUGAGAAGGCUGGAGCACGUUUACUUCACGCCGGCCAAACCGCUCACUCUCGAAAACUACAAGUCUCAGUUUGACGAGGAGGAUCCUUUCGACGCUGAAGACAUGGAGGAGUUGAGCGACUCCGAAACCUUUGAUUUCGAGUCCAUGCCACUUCCUCGGUUGGUUGGACAGGUUGGUGAUGAAGAGGAAGGUGGCCCUCGGAGAUAUAGCACGUCCCCUGCUGGUUUGAAGCGUGUGUUUCGGGGCGAACCUGUCGACGACCAAUCGUCUGAUGACGGGGAGGAAGAGAGAGGCUACGAUCACGAACCUUACUCUACUUCUUCGGCAAACAUCACCGGUUCACGUCGGAGGAUGUCUGGGGACACAAACUUCGUCUGGCACCCGAGGAUAUUCCAACCUGCUGUGAGGAAUGGAAUAUGGGUCAUGGCAAUGAAGGAGGGUGAUGGCAAGUGGAGUGGACUGAAGAGACAGGGAGCGGGUGCAUUUAAGAGAAAGGCAAGAACUGCUCUGGUGGAGCAUUUGAGUCUCAUGAACCCCGAGAGGAACGAUCCGGACGUCGAUGCGUAUGCACAACAAAAGCUACAUGAGUUGUACGCCAACAACAACAACAUGUUGGAGUUUCGAGCGCCUUUCUACGCACUCGAAACGGCACCGUCUCGUGGCAUUGAAUGGCGCAUGCCGCAAUCUCCGCCAGUCGGUCAGCAUCCGGGAUGGGGUGGUGGAGGAGAUGAAGGAGACGGCGGAGGUGGCGGAGGAGACGGCUCACAGUUUGCCGGAAAGGGGACGGGCAAGACAUCGUCGGUAGAGAAGGCGUGCGACGGAAAGGGGUCGGGCAGAAAGGGGUGGGGCGGGAAGGGGUCGGGCGGGAAGGGGUCGUGCGGAAAGCGUAGAAUGUCCGGGAGUCCCCAGUAUAUGGAAACUAACCCCCACUGCGUAGGGAGUCGAGAUUCAGACAUGCGAGACGAGGCCACCCUGACAUCUGAUCAAUCUCACAAAGUAGUGGAGACCGGGGGUAGCGAGUGUGAACGUCAUGCUUCAGAGGGUGCGUCCGUGGACACUGACAACGAGGUUGCAGGAGCUCCGGGGGAAACGCAUGUUGUGCAGCAGGGAGAGGAGACUCGACACGGGCCGGCUCGUGAAGACGUGAAGUGGCUCCACGCACGAGCGCUGGUGAUCGGGAUGUCCGAAGAGGUUCUGCUCAGUCACUCGGUUGUGGCCACGACGCGAGAGGGUGUCGUUAAGGGAGGUCAGUGGACGUCCGUGCAAGCUCCCGUUCUUGGUGACGAUGAAGACGAAGAAGAACCCGCGGUGGAAGCUCGGGUUCAUGGCGAUGAGAAAGGCGGAGAACCCGUGGUGGAAGGCGGUGAGGUGACUGUCGACAUCCAAAUGGAUCCACAGCGGAAAGAUGGUGAUUCUUCGCCCACCCGUUGCGUUGAAGAACAGGGUGGUCGAGCGUCUGUCCUGAGCACUGCUCGGGGAAUGGUGUUUCAUGAAGCCAUAGAGUUGGGUGACGACUCGACAGCCACCGAGCUGGUUAGCGACUCAGGCGUGGCCAAGAUGCAGAACGUCGAAUCCUCCGUGGAAGGAGGUGAGGUGGCCGUCAGCAUCAAGAUGGAUCCACAGCGGAAAGAUCAUGAUUCUCCGUCCACCAAUUGCGGUGCCGAACAGGGUGAUCGAGCAUCAGUCCUCAGUACUGGUCAGGACAUGGUGCUUCAUGAAGCCAUCGACUUGCCAAGCGACUCAGCUGCCACCGAGCUGGUUAGCGACACAACCGUGGCCGAGGUCCAGAACCUUGAAUCGUCCGUGGACGUUGGCGCAGUGGCGCGAUAGGAGGGCGAGUUCCUUUAAAGGGAUCCCGAGCAUGGUAAGAU